Messenger RNA from Owenia fusiformis, 2231 nucleotides. The record is from the annotation of a GenBank genome assembly. Lineage: Eukaryota; Metazoa; Annelida; Polychaeta; Sabellida; Oweniidae.
CAAUAAAAGGGACAUAGUACAUAUAAAGUACAUACAACAGAGAAAAGUUCGUCGGUGAAAUAUCGUUGUUGAUUUCUGCCUGGUCGUGGCGCUGUUUCAAGCAACACAGUAUGCUGACAGCACGACGUCUAUUAUCUGCUCUGCCUCUCGUUAAGAAACGUAUGUAACGUGAUAUUUUUCACGCCAAUCUGCAAAAUGCAAUAACAGAAAUGAACAUGUCAAACGAACUAUCAAAUGAAACAUACACUAUAGGAGCGUUGAGUAACAGGAAUAAUAGAAAUUAAUAUAGAUAUAUAACGACACUGUAACUAGAGUAGGCACUCCCAAGACUGGAAGCAAUGCUACGUCAAUGUUAUUUCCGGCAAUGGGGACAAGGGUGAUGUAAUUUUUCAAAGCGUUCAAAAUUAAAGAAUUUUAGCUAGACUGAUUUGACACUCGAUUUGAAGUGAUUUAUCACGUGAUAAAAAGGCUUGACGGGAAGGAAAAGGGAAAUCGAGGGAUGCAUGUACAUGUACAUGCAGCCAUAUGAGUCAUAUAUGCUUGAUUCGUGUCUGAAUAUAGACGUGAUAAUAUUGUGGAAGUAGCAGAGUUACUAUUAAUUUAUGAAAUCAGUUGAUUAUUUGAACAUUGAUUUGCGCGAAUAAAUAAACAUGAACGAAAGCGUUGAUGAAACAGUGUCAAUGGACGCAUUGAUACCUAGUAAACUAGAGCAGUUGCGGAUAAGUGUGAUCACAAAUGACUUGGACAAACUGAAGUCCAUUUUAAGAUCACCUUGUAUUGACAUUAACAUGCACAUUGAUGGUAGGACGAUUUUGUUCUAUUCAGUCAUGUAUGGUAACAACCGAAUGCUAUACAAGCUCAUAAAGUAUGGGGCAGACGUGAACACACAAAGCGUAGCUGGCCUGACGUGUCUCAUGAAAGCUACCAUGGAUAGGAACCUAGAAGUGGUGAAAAUGCUGAUUCUAUGUGGUAGUGAUCUAAACAUACAAAGCGCCGAAGGGGCAACAGCCCUACAUCACGCAUGCGAUGUUAGCUCACCCGAGAUUGUUGAUACGCUGUUAAUGGCAGGAGUUGAUCGAAAUAUUCAACAACAUGAUGGGAAAACAGCGCUUCAUAUUGCGUGUACUAAAAACUUGCUCAAAAUCGUUCAAUUGCUGCUGUUCUCGAAAAUGAAUUUGAACUACAGAGAUGAAAUAUCCGACCGAUUUUCGUUUAACAUUGGUUCACGCUCUAAAACUGUUAACCAAAUGGCGCUACUUGUGAAAGAACGAAGAGUAGACUGGAAACUCAGGAAACUAGCUCUCGAUGUCGGGGUACCCCACAAAAUGCUCAAAACCGACAAUGUAGAGAUGAAUGGGAGUUUUUGCUCACUGAAUAUAAAAGAUUUCACGGGGAGUACCGUGCUUCACGCGUGCUUUGACGACGUGCAUUUUGAUAUUAAUACGCGCUCUCACUCGAAAGCCCUUGAUAUUAAUUUUGAUAUCCCCAAGAUUCUAAUAUCCGAGGGAGUCGACUGCUGCGCAAAGAAUGAAAAAGGAGACACUGCGUUGGCGUUGGCCAUUAAUAUGUUUUAUAAAGGUGUUGAUGCAAUCAUUGAAGUCAUACAUCUUUUGAUUAAGAAAAUGCCCGCUAAAGAAAUACAAGGUGCUUUAUUCGUUGCUUGCAGUGAUAACAAUUGUAAACUAUUUGAAGAGUUGGUUAACAAGGGUGUCGAUCUUAACAAACCUGGUGGUAGUCAUAUGAUAUCUCCUUUGUUACAUGCCCUAAAUACACCUGACAAUCUCAAAUACACGGCCAUUCAGUUGUUAAACAAUGGUGCUACGAUUGCCCCCGGGGAAAUCGACAGCGUUCUGAGAUAUCUCUGUGAUCGCCGAAGUCGUAAACUCACAGCGAUGAUUCUGGCAUCCGGUGUCAGCUUUUCUCCAGAGAAAUUUCACCAACAGAAGAAUCUUGCUAUGACUCAAUCGCUUGGAUUCUUUGAGUGGUUGGAAAGUAUGAUUCAAAACCCCACGAGCUUGCAGCAGUGUUGCAGGUCCAGUAUCGGUGCUACAUUUAGAGGUGCUUCGGCAGGUGGAAGCAUCCUACCAAAAUUGAAAGCAGUACAUUUGCCCACCAAACUCAAGGACUACAUUAGUCUUAAACAAUUGUGGUCCAAACAAGGAUACUAUUUUUUGAUGAUACUUACCCUCACCUGCUAACCAUUGAUCCCAUGGGCGCCAUGGUCAGAGCAA